Fusarium keratoplasticum is the source of this 1491-nucleotide messenger RNA. Its product is annotated as Ldi domain-containing protein. The coding region runs from base 1 to 1491 and encodes 496 amino acids. The transcript has 5 exons. NCBI's taxonomy places the organism in Eukaryota, Fungi, Ascomycota, Sordariomycetes, Hypocreales, Nectriaceae. The record is from RefSeq and is a predicted model, not a curated record.
AUGCGUUUUGGAGCCAUUCUCCGUGUCAGUGCUGUCCUCGUGACUUCGAUAGAUACAUCGGUUGCCGUCGGAGCGAGGCGUGUUGUUCCUCUUGAAAAUGACGACUCAUUACCUCGGUCGCUUAAUGGAGACUUCAUCGACAAGUUUCCAAAAAUUUCCCGCGAAGAAGCAGGUCACCUCCGACACUUCUAUAACCUAGCAAGCCAAAAAGACGGCGAGUGGCGCCACAUGGGCUCUCAAGUUGCCGGUCAGGAAUGGCUCGAUGGGUACCGAUACCAGCUAGCGACUAUGACAUACGCUGCAGGAGCAGCUCACUACUUUCGGUUGCCGCUUCUAAGGUCCCUGUUCAAGAGCUUGUUUGAGCAGCUCAUCUCCAAAAUGCUGCUGCGAGAUGUUUGGGGCUAUUGGUAUCUCGCUAGCCACAGCGGUACUCUUGUAGAUCCAGAUAUCACCGAGCUGCGAAAACCCUGGGCGGAUCCAGUAGCGAAAGAGAACAUUAUGUAUUCCGGUCACCUCCUCCACAUGGUGUCAUUGUACACGAUGCUGUUUGACGAUGACAGGUACAAUGAAGAUGGUGCUCUGGAGUUCGACUGGAUGCCAAUAUUCUGGGGUAUGGGGCCAGAAAAAUUCAUCUAUAACCGAACGUCCCUGCAGCAAGCGAUAUUGAAGGGGAUGGAGGGAGAAAACUGGCUCGGCGUCUGCUGUGAGUCAAACAGCAUCUUUGUCGUCUGCAACCAGUUUCCUAUGAUCGGGAUGCGGUACAACGAUGUUCGGGACAAUACCCAUAUAGCCCCUGUCGUUCUUGAAACAUACGAGGAGGCUUGGAAGUCCAAGGGCAUGUUCCAAGACGACGGCCUCAUAAUUGAUUGGUUUUCUCCAAAGCAAGACAGAAAGACACUUGCAAAGGACCCUGGGUUCACAGCCUGGGCCGCUGCCUUUAUGAACGCUUGGAAUCCAGAGCUGGCAAAGGUCGCUUAUGACACGGCAUAUGACAGGGUGAUAGAGAUGAUGAUGCCACCAAACAAGUCUACAGCUGCGGAAGCGUCAACGCCCUUAAUCUCCAGGGCACAAUCACCCAGUGCUCAGCAACCCAUGACCAAGCCAAUCCUAGGAUACGCAGCGCAGAUGAUCUCUGAACUCGGCGACGAGGCCACCUUGGAUCAGUACCUACGCUUUGUCGACGAAGCUUACCCCCCAACCUGGGAACAGGGAGGACUCUUUUACCCGGCCACUGCUCAGGGGAAUGGCAGUCUGCCUCCCAUGGACGCCUUCGCUGGGAACAGCGCUAUUCCCUACGCGAGGCUGAAUGUCUUCCAGGGUCAGCGUAAGAUGUACGAGAAUCCAUGGACCGAGAAGCACUUCUCCACUUACCCAUUCAUCGACAACAUCGACCUCUCCAGCGGCGUUGACUUUCUGCGCGGAAGCUGGGACGAAGAUCUUGCAGCCAUGGCUGUGACCAUGCGAUCCUAUUCAGUGGAGGGCAAGAAGUGA